Miscanthus lutarioriparius is the source of this 2151-nucleotide messenger RNA. NCBI's taxonomy places the organism in Eukaryota, Viridiplantae, Streptophyta, Magnoliopsida, Poales, Poaceae. The record is from the annotation of a GenBank genome assembly.
AUGGGUUCAGGGUCUUCAAAGCCAGAGUUUAAGGACUUUCAUGCCAAUACUGUUGAAGAGGCUGUGAAAAACCUAGCUCCUUAUUUGGAGGACACAAGGGUGCGAAACCAGAAUUUCGACCAGAGAAAGAAUGGGAGAUUGCCACUUGUCUGCACGAAGAGUUGCGACUGGAGGGCUACUCAUCUGCUUAAAACAAAGAAGAGGUGGAGGAGGAGGAGGAGGAGCCGAGGAGGUGCUGAAGAAGGUGUUGGAGGAAGAGGAGGAGGAGGAGGAGGAGGAGGGGAGCAGGAGGAAGAGAAAGGGGAGGAGGAGGAGCAGCAGCAGCAAAAUAAUAGACCAACAAUAGAAUUCUUUCAAAGCCUAUGGGUGCUGGACAUAUGCCGCACUGAUUGGGAAUUGGCUUUAUCCCCAAAUACAAUUGUGAAAAUGGCAACAAACAUUAGGGAGAUAAAUAUAAAGAGGGGAAGAAUCUGGCACAACAGUAUUUCAUGGAGAUGUCUUGGUAACAUUCAUAAGCUUCGAGUGAUUGAACCUACAAGUCCUUGGGAGACAAGUAAUAAGGAUGAAUUUAUGGAUAUGGUGAAGGUGGAGCUUCUCGACCUAUCAGGGAAUAGCACAAUACAAUUUUUACCAAGCUUGUCAGGUGCAAUCAGCCUCAAAACCCUUAUUCUAGAUGGCUGUACUGGACUGCAACAAGUUGUGCCUGAAACACUCCCUCCAUCGCUUGAAACAUUUAGCUUAGCUGGAGGAUCUCGACGAGAAGCUAAAAUCUCCCGUAUCUCCUUGGCUGGUUGUGCAAGACUGGUCAAUUUCAGAUUGCAUGGGUCAAUACAGAACCUUGAGGAGCUGGACCUCUCAAACACAUCAAUCAAAACACUUGACCUCAGUGAUGAAGUGGUGCAGGUCCCAUGGCUACAGCGCGUCAUCUUGCUGGGAUGUGAGCGGCUUCGUGCUAUCCUAUGGCCAAAGCAUGGAAUGCCCAGGCUAAUGGUGCUAGGCAUUGACACUCGGGGAGGCACAGAAGCAGCUAACAAUGCAAAAACACUACAUGAUAAUUUUGUCAUCAGUAAAGAACGAGAAGAAGGUUGUCGUGCAUUUAUUGCUGUUACGGAAAUGAGGUUCCUUCAAUGGUUGGUGCUAGCAAGCGCCAAUAAACUUUGCUGGGACACUGAACGUAAAUAUGAUCUUAAUAUCUGCUUAUCUUCUUCUAGUAGCAAAGAUGUUGGACAACACAACUACAAGGAGAAGAUGGGCCCUCUACAAAAGUCAAUAAUAGACCCCAAGACUCACCUGACCUACAGCGACGUGAACAUUGACAAGGCAAGUAGUGCGAGGAAGUUUCAGCCACUGGACCGCCAUGUAGAGAUUGGUGAGGGAAUAAGCAACUCUAAUAUGGUAACCAUUCGUGAAAUCAGCGCUGCAAUCCUUUUGAUGAAUAGGAUAUACUCAUUGCUCGUGCAUGACAAUUCAUCCAUCAGGACCGUUAUCCCUGAAAGCAUGAUGUCUAUAGAGGUAGAAGACACGAAGAAGAAGAAGAUUUAUUGGUCUUGUCUCAGGUGGUGCUGUGUCGAGAGAUGCCCCAGUUUGGACAGUGUCUUCACCACGAACUAUGAUGCCGUCUGCUUUAAUGCCCUAGAGACCUUUUGGGCAGCUGAUCUCUUGAUGGCCCGAUGUAUCUGGAGUAAAGGAAGAACAACCAAUGUCAAGGACACUGAAUCCUUUGCUAAACUGCAGGCUAUACAUCUCCACUUCUGUCCUAAGCUGACAUUUGUCCUCCCACUGUCGUGGUUCUAUACCCUGUCCCGUCUUGACACCCUACACAUCGUCUAUUGUGGUAAUCUUAGUCAGGUUUUCCCCGUGGAGGCGGAGUUCUUAAACAAAAUAUCUACUGAUCAUCCAAGAGGUGUGUUGGAAUUCCCAAAGCUGAAGCACAUCUACCUACAAGAGCUACCCAAGCUGCAGCAGAUCUGUGAAGCCAAGAUGUUUGCUCCAGAGCUCAGGACCAUCACCUUAAGAGGAUGCUGGAGCCUUAAGCGCCUCCCCGCUACCACCGACCGCCCAAAUGACCGCCCUGUCGUGGACUGCGAGAAGAACUUGUGGGAGAAGCUGGAGUGGGACGGGAAGGAGGCUGGCCACCACCCGUCUCUUUGA